GCUAGCGGGUUCCAUCCUCUACCGAGCGCGCGCGAAGACUAUAGAGGUCGACUCGGGAGCGCGCACGCAGCUCCGCCCCGCGUCCGGCUCGCGAAUCCCGCGGCGUCCGGCCCGGGUGGUCUGGGCCGCGGCGGGAAUGCCCCGGAGGGCGGAGAACUGGGACGAGGCCGAAGUAGGCGCGGAGGAGGCAGGCGCCGAAGAGUACGGCCCUGAAGAAGACGGCGGGGAGGAGUUGGGCGCCGAGGAGUCCGGCCCGGAAGAGUCCGGCCCGGAGGAACUGGGCGCCGAGGAGGAGAUGGAGGCCGGGCGGCCACGGCCCGUGUUGCGCUCGGUGAACUCGCGCGAGCCCUCCCAGGUCAUCUUCUGCAAUCGCAGCCCGCGCGUGGUGCUGCCUGUAUGGCUCAACUUCGACGGCGAGCCGCAGCCCUACCCAACGCUGCCGCCUGGCACGGGCCGCCGCAUCCACAGCUACCGAGGUCACCUUUGGCUCUUCAGAGAUGCAGGGACACACGAUGGGCUUCUGGUUAACCAAACUGAAUUAUUUGUGCCAUCUCUCAAUGUUGACGGACAGCCUAUUUUUGCCAAUAUCACACUGCCAGUGUAUACUCUGAAAGAGCGAUGCCUCCAGGUUGUCCGGAGCCUAGUCAAGCCUGAGAAUUACAGGAGACUGGACAUCGUCAGGUCACUCUACGAAGAUCUGGAAGACCACCCAAAUGUGCAGAAAGACCUGGAGCGGCUGACGCAGGAGCACAUUGCACAUCAACGGAUGGGAGAUUGAAGAUUUCUGUUGAAACUUACACUCUUUCAUCUCAGCUUUUGAUGGUACUGAUGAGUCUUGAUCUAGAUACAGGACUGGUUCCUUCCUCAGUUUCAAAGUGUCUCAUUCUCAGAGUAAAAUAGGCACCAUUGCUUAAAAGAAAGUUAACUGACAUACUAGGCGUUGCGGUGUUUAGGGGCAAACAUCACAAAAUGUAAUUUAAUGCCUGCCCAUUAGAGAAGUAUUUAUCAGGAGAAGGUGGUGGCAUUUUUGCUUCCUAGUAAGUCAGGACAGCUUGUAUGUAAGGAGGUUUGUAUAAGUAAUUCAGUGGCAAUUGCAGCAUAUCGUUUAAUUUUAAGAAGGCAUUGACAUCUGCUUUUAAUGGAUGUAUAAUACAUCCAUUCUACAUCCGUAGUGGUUUGUGACUUGUCUGCCUCCUGCUUUGGGAAGACUGAGGCAUCCUUGAGGCAGGGACAAGUCUUUCUCCUCUUUGAGACCCCAGUGCCUGUACAUCAUGAGCCUUCAGUCAGGGUUUGUCAGAGGAACAAACCAGGGGACACUUUGUUAGAAAGUGCUUAGAGGUUCUGCCUCUAUUUUUAUUGGGGUGUGGGAGAGGGGACCUUAAAAUGUGUACAGUGAACAAAUGUCUUAAAGGGAAUCAUUUUUAUAGGAAGCACUUUUUAUAAUUUUCUAAGUUGUGCACUUUUCUCGGUCCACUCUUGUUGAAGUGCUGUUUUAUUACUGUUUCUAAACUAGGAUUGACUUUCUACAGUUGUGAUAAUAGCAUUUUUGUAACUUGACAUCUGCACAGAAAAUAGGAGAAAAUCUGCAUGUUUGAUUAUAGUAUUAAUGGGCAAAUAAGUUUUUGCUAAAUGUGAGUAUUUCUGUUCCUUUCUGUAAAUAUGUGACAUUCCUGAUUGAUUUGGGUUUUUUUGUUGUUGUUGUUUUGUUUUUUUGAGAUGGAGUCUCGCUCUUGUCACCGGGGCUGGAGUGCAGAGGCUCUUGUCACCGGGGCUGGAGUGCGGUGGCACCAUCUUGGCUCACUGCAACCUCUGCCUCCUGGGUUCACGCGAUUCUCCUGCCUUAGCCUACUGAGUAGCUGGGAUUACAGGCGUCCGCCACCACGCUGGCUAAUUUUUGUACUUUUAGUAGAGACAGUGUUUCGCCAUGUUGGCCAGGCUAGUUUCAAACUCCUGACCUCAGGUGAUCUGCCCACCUCAGCCUCCCAAAAUGCUGGGAUUACAGGCGUGUGGGCCACCGCGCCUGGCUGAUUCAGCAUUUUUCAUCAGGCAGGACCAGGUGGCACUUCCACCUCCAAUCUCUGGUCCUACCAGUGGAUUCAUGGAGUAGCCUGGAAUGUUUCAUAGUUUUCUAAAUGUACAAAUUCUUAUAGGCUAGACUUAAAUUCAUUAACUCAAAUUCAAUACUUCUAUCAGACUCAAUUUUUUGUAACUAAUAGCUUUUUUUUCCCCAUUUUUAUUCUACUACUUCCCUAAUAGCUUUUUUAAAAAUCUCCCCAGUAGAGAAACAUUUGGAAAAGACAGAAAACUAAAAAGGAAGAAAAAAGAUCCCUAUUAGAUACACUUCUUAAAUACAACCACGUUAACAUUUUGAGCUAUUUCCUUUCAGCCUUUUUAGGGCAUAUUUUGGUUGGUUUUUACACAGUUGAGAUUGUAUUGUUUAUACAGUUUUAUACCCUACUUUUUCAUUUAACUUUAUAACUUAAAUAUUGCUCUAUGUUAUUAUAAGCUUUUCACAAACAUUAGUAUAGUCUUCCUUUUAUAAUUAAUGUUUGAGGGUAUUUCUUGGCAUGCAUCUUAAUUCCUUAUCCUAGCCUUUGGGCACAAUUCCUAUGCUCAAAAAUGAGAGUGAUGGCUGGCAUGGUGGCUCCUGCCUGUAAUCCCAGUACUUUGGGUAGCCAAGGUCAGAGGAUUGCUUGAGCCCAGAACUUCAAGAUGAGCCUGGGCUCAUAGUGAGAACCCACCUAUACAAAAAAUUUUUAAAAAUUAGCCCUCUGCCCGGCCGCCCCUUCCGGGAAGAAGUGAGGAGCGCCUCUGCCCGGCCGCCCCGUCCGGGAAGAAGUGAGGAGCGCCUCUGCCCGGCCGCCCCGUCUGGGAGGUGAGGAGUGCCUCUGCCCGGCCACCCAUCGUCUGGGAAGUGAGGAGCGCCUCUGCCCGGCCACCCAUCGUCUGGGAAGUGAGGAGCGCCUCUGCCCGGCCACCCAUCGUCUGGGAAGUGAGGAGCGCCUCUGCCCGGCCGCCCCGUCCGGGAAGAAGUGAGGAGCGCCUCUGCCCGGCCGCCCCAUCCGGGAAGAAGUGAGGAGCACCUCUGCCCGGCCGCCCCGUCUGGGAGGUGAGGAGUGCCUCUGCCCGGCCACCCAUCGUCUGGGAGGUGAGGAGCGCCUCUGCCCGGCCACCCAUCGUCUGGGAGGUGAGGAGCGCCUCUGCCCGGCCACCCAUCGUCUGGAAGGUGAGGAGCGCCUCUGCCCGGCUGCCCCAUCUGGGAAGUGAGGAGUGCCUCUGCCCGGCCACCCAUCGUCUGGGAGGUGAGGAGCGCCUCUGCCCGGCUGCCCAUCGUCUGGGAGGUGAGGAGCGCCUCUGCCCGGCCACCCAUCGUCUGGGAAGUGGGGAGCGCCUCUGCCCGGCCACCCAUCGUCUGGGAAGUGAGGAGCGCCUCUGCCCGGCCACCUAUCGUCUGGGAAGAAGUGAGGAGCGUCUCUGCCUGGCCGCCCCGUCUGGGAAGUGAGGAGCCCCUCUGCCCGGCCGCCCCGUGUCUGGGUAGAAGUGAGGAGCUCCUCUGCCUGGCCGCUCCGUCUGGGAGGUCUACCACGGAGGCCAGAAGCAAUGUGGGGGCUGGACGUGGUGGCUCACGCCCGUGGUCCCGGCACUCUGGGGGGCGAGGCGGGUUGAUCACUUCGGGCUAGGAGUUCAAGACCAGUCUGGCCAACUUGGCAAAACAUGAAGAAUACAACAGACAAACCAACCAACCAACUCAAUGACAACAAAACAGGUCUACCCUGGAGUCAUACUCUAAUUUUUUCUAUUUUCCUCCCUUUCUGAUCCUUUAUCCCACUUUCUUUUUCUUCCUCUUCCUUCUCCCUCUUCUUUGUCAAAUAGAGGAUUGAGAUAUUAUCACUGAAAAAAAAAAAAAAAAAAAAAAAAAAAUUUCCCUUGGUAACCAUUUUCCCUGGUUACUUUCUUGGCUGAUUUUCUGCACAAAGAACUGAAAGGCAUUUAUCCCCAAGGGAGGCAGUUAUUUUAGAUUUUACUAAGAAGUUCAGCAAAUACUUUUCAACAUUCCCUUCUGUCCUUUCUUUGUUUUUAAAGAAAGCUCUGAUUUUGUUUCAUUUUCAGCUGGAGACUUAAAUGACACCAAGCAAAGCCUCUACUUAGUUUAGAUAUCCAGGUAAAAAAGUUUUAAAAUUUAAGUUUCUACUUAGCAUGUGGAAUGGUUUUAAUAUUUGGGUAUUUUAUUUCGCAAAUAUGUUUAACUCUUGAGUAACUUAGCUCGUUACUAAUAGAUUUUUAAAGUUCAAAGUAUGCAUUAUUCUGUUUGUUUUUUUCACGAUGUACUUUCAGACCUUGUAUACUUAGUAUUAAAUUAUUUUUAUAUGUUUAGGUGGAAUUAUGUGUUCAAUAGAAGUAUAAAUUGGUUUGAAAAUAUUAUUCUUAACUUUUAAGUCCUAAAAGAAUAUAAACAAUUCAAAAUAUUUUUCAUUUUAAAUCUGUUGAAUGAAAAGAGAUAAUAGACAUCUCAUGACUUCAUGUAGAAUUUUAAAAUUCUAAAUUAAUAUUUUUAAAGUUUACUUAAGACAACUGGUGAGAAAUUUUAAAUGAAGAAAAAUAAGUUAAUUAAGGUUUAUAUAAUAUUUAAUGUUGGGAUAAACACAGUAAGUGCUAGAAGGAAAAAAAUUACUUGAUAAAAAUGAUACUAUGAUUGGAAUCCCAGAAAAUUUACCUCUAGGAGGCAAACACUCAGUUACAAAGUUGUUUAUGAAAGCAAAUAUUAAGUGCAAAGCAAAAUUCUGUAUAUAAUAUCAAUGAAAAUAAUGAAGGCCUAAGCAUUAAUAGUAAAAUUAGUAUUGAGAGACCGUUUCCUAAAAUGUAUUUAAACACUGUAGUGAGACUGUUUAGAUACUGAUUUUGUCAAAAUUAAAAUAGCUCUGUAAAUUAAAAAAAAAAAAAAAAAAUGAGCAUGGCGGCACACAUCUGUAAUCCUAGCUACUUGGCAGGCUGAGGUGAGAAGAUCAUUGGAGUUUAGGAAUUGGAGGCUGCAGUGAGCCAUGAGUACGCCACUGCACUCCAGCCUGGGGGACAGAGCAAGACUCUGCCUCAAAAAAAAAAAAAAAAAUCAGGCUGGGCAUGGUGGCUCACGCCUGUAAUCCCAGCACUUUGGGAGGUCAAGGUGGGCAGAUCUCCUGAGGUCAGGAGUUCGAGACCAGCCUGGCCAACAUGGUGAAACCCCAUUUCUACUAAAAGUACAAGAAUUAGCCGGGUAUGGUGGCGCACUCCUGUAAUCCCAGCUACUCAGUAGGCUGAGGCAGGAGAAUCGCGUGAACCCAGGAGGCGAAGGUUGCAGUGAGCUGAUAUCACACCAUUGCACUCCAGCCUGGGUGACAGAACGAUACUUUUGUCUCAAAAAAAAAAAAAAAAUUCAAAUCAGAGUGAAGUGAAGGAGACACUCCACAGUUUUCCUUCUACUCCAAAUUUCAACUGAUUUUAGCUCCUUCUUUCAACAUUCAACAAAUAGUCCUUUUUUUUUUUUUUUUUUUUUUGAGAUGGAGUCUCGCUCUGUUGCCCAAGCUGGAGUGCAGUGGUGUGAUCUCUGCUCACUACAAGCUCCGCCUCCCGAGUUCAAGUGAUUCUCCUGGUUCACCCUCCUGAGUAGCUGGGAUUACAGGCGCCUGCCACCAUGCCUGGCUAAUUUUGUAUUUUUAGUGGAGACGGGGUUUCACCAUGUUGUCCAGGAUGGUCUUGAUCUCCUGACCUCGUGGUCCGCCCACCGCAGCCUCCCAAAGUGCUGGGAUUACAGGUGUGAGCCACCACGUCCAGCCGGCUUUAUUUUUUUUUAAGCUGUCUUUGUGUCAGAAUGAUAGUUCAUGUUCCUCUUGUUAAAACAUGCAGGCCGAGCAUGGUGGCUCAUGCCACCUCCCAGCAUUUUGGGAGGCCGAGGCGGAUGGAUUACCUGAGGUCAGGAGUUCAAGACCAGCCUGGCUAAUAUGGUGAAACCUCAUCUCCACUUAAAAUACAAAAAUUGCCAGCCGCGGUGGCUCACGCCUGUAAUCUCAGCACUUUGGGAGGCCUAGGCGGGUGGUUCACGAGGUCAGGAAAUUGAGACCAUCCUGGCUAACAUGGGUGAAACCCCAUCUCUAUUAAAAAAUAGAAAAAAUUAGGCAGGCAUGGUGGUGAGCGCCUGUAGUCCCAGCUACUCGAGAGCCUGAGGCAGGAGAAUGGCAUGAACCCGGAAGGCGGAGCUUGCAGUGAGCUGAAAUGGUGCCAUUGCACUCUAGCUUGGGCGACAGAGUGAGACACCGUCUCAAAAAAAAACAAAAAACAAAAAUUAUCCAGGCAUGGCAGUGGGCGCCUGUAAUCCCAGCUACUCGGGAGGCUGAGGCAGGCGAAUCUCUUGAACCCGGGAGGCGGAGGUUGCAGUGAGCCAAGAUCACACCAUUGCACUCCAGCCUGGGCAACAAGAGUGAAAUUCCAUCUCAAAAAAAAAACCAAAAAACAAAAAAAACCAUGCAGUUUGAGUACUGUGUUUUUGGUGUUGUCCAAGGAAAAUUGAAAACCUGUAGCAUGAAUAAUGUUUGUUUUUCAUUUCGAGUCUUGUGAAUGUAUUAAAUAUAUCGCUCUUAAGAGAC
Symphalangus syndactylus (siamang) is the source of this 6617-nucleotide messenger RNA. RefSeq names its product von Hippel-Lindau tumor suppressor (gene VHL). The record is from RefSeq and is a predicted model, not a curated record. Lineage: Eukaryota; Metazoa; Chordata; Mammalia; Primates; Hylobatidae.